This is a messenger RNA of Gadus macrocephalus (Pacific cod), 4169 nucleotides long. RefSeq names its product cholinergic receptor, nicotinic, beta 2 (gene chrnb2). Gene Ontology annotation, molecular function: transmembrane signaling receptor activity; acetylcholine-gated monoatomic cation-selective channel activity. The coding region runs from base 205 to 1803 and encodes 532 amino acids. NCBI's taxonomy places the organism in Eukaryota, Metazoa, Chordata, Actinopteri, Gadiformes, Gadidae. Gene Ontology annotation, biological process: signal transduction; nervous system process; monoatomic ion transmembrane transport. Gene Ontology annotation, cellular component: neuron projection; postsynaptic membrane; synapse. The record is from RefSeq and is a predicted model, not a curated record. The transcript is spliced from 5 exons.
CACACACACACACACACACACACACACACACACACACACACACACACACACACACACACACACACUAGCCUUCUGUGGCCUAUGUAGCCGACUGUAUCCCUACCAAGUAAAGGAACAGGCAGUCAACCAAUCCCCUGAGAUAAAAGCAAAACAUGCCAGAGUACAUGUUAACGGAAGGACAACUGUUGUGUGUGCUCUGGACUAAUGAGCCCUCCCACUGCAGGCGUCUCGGGGUCGGAUACAGAGGAGCGAUUGGUGGAGCGCCUCCUGCACCCCAACCACUACAACAAACUGAUCCGCCCAGCGACCAACGGCUCAGAGUUGGUGACCGUCACGCUCAUGGUGUCCCUGGCCCAACUCAUUAGUGUGCAUGAGCGAGAGCAGGUGAUGACUACCAAUGUGUGGCUUACUCAGGAGUGGCAGGACUACCGUCUAAGCUGGAUCCCUGAGGAGUACGACGGCAUGCUGAAGGUCAGACUGCCCUCCAAACACAUCUGGCUGCCUGACGUGGUCCUCUACAACAACGCUGAUGGGAUGUACGAGGUGUCCUUCUACUCCAACGCGGUGGUCUCCCACGACGGCAGCAUCUUCUGGCUGCCGCCGGCCAUCUACAAGUCGGCCUGCAAGAUAGAGGUGAAGCACUUCCCCUUCGACCAGCAGAACUGCACGCUGCGCUUCCGCUCGUGGACCUACGACCGCACCGAGCUGGACCUGGUGCUACGCACCGACGUGGCCUGCAUGGACGACUUCACGCCCAGCGGCGAGUGGGACAUCAUCGCCCUGCCAGGCCGCCGUAACGAGAACCCGGCCGACCCCACCUACGUGGACAUCACCUACGACUUUGUCAUCCGCCGCAAGCCGCUGUUCUACACCAUCAACCUGAUCAUCCCCUGCGUGCUCAUCACCUCGCUGGCCAUCCUGGUGUUCUACCUGCCGUCCGACUGCGGCGAGAAGAUGACCCUUUGCAUCUCUGUGCUGCUGGCGCUCACCGUCUUCCUGCUGCUCAUCUCCAAGAUCGUCCCGCCCACCUCGCUGGACGUGCCGCUGGUGGGCAAGUACCUGAUGUUCACCAUGGUGCUGGUCACCUUCUCCAUCGUCACGAGCGUGUGCGUGCUCAACGUGCACCACCGCUCGCCCACCACGCACACCAUGCCACCGUGGGUCAAGCUGGUGUUCCUCAACAAGCUGCCCGCGCUGCUCUUCAUGCAGCAGCCGCGGAACAGCUGCGAGCGCCAGCGGCUGCGGCAGAGACGGAAGGCUCAGGAAAAGAGGGCCGGGGGCCGCGGGGGGGAGGUCGGGGGACUCAUGGUGGGGUUGGGGCUUGGGGGGGCUGGGGGUGGGGGAGGCGGGUUCGGCAAGGAGAACACCAGCCCGUGCACCUGCUAUGUCAACCGGGCGUCUGUCCAGAAGUUUGGGGGGGAGCUGGAGGAUGCAGGAGGAGGCGGCGUGACCAACACCCUGGAUGGUCUGAACGGGGUCCGGGAGGGCCAGGAGGGGGCCUCCAGGGACCUGCCCCGGGGGAAGCCAGCUCCAGGGGGGCCUGUUCUGACCCAGGCCCUGCUGGGACAGGCCUGUCCUGGGUUUGAGGAGGCGGUGGAUGGGGUGCGGUUCAUCGCUAACCACAUGAAGACUGAAGACGAUGACCUGAGUGUGAGCGAGGACUGGAAGUACGUUGCUAUGGUGAUUGACCGACUCUUCCUGUGGAUCUUUGUGUUUGUGUGCGUGUUCGGCACGGUGGGCAUGUUCCUGCAGCCCCUGUUCCAGAACUACACGGCCAAGACCAUCACCAGUACCGCGGGCUGAGGCCCCCCUGCAAAGCCGCUGACCAACAGCUCCCGCCCCCCCCCCCCCCACCCCCUCCCAGCCAGUCAGCAGAGCAUACAGGGCGGAAAGGGGGAGGAGACUGAGGGUCCUUCUCAUCUGGAAGGAGAAGGACUCCGAGAACUAAGACCACACCCAUUAUCUUUGUAGUCAGGAUUUUGUUUUUCGCAAAAAGGGAUAAACCUUUGUGCGGUGAGGACGGAUAGGCGUCGUUUUACGGUUCUGCAGUGUUUUCCCUGGGGCGGUCCGUUUGGGACUCGACCUCCCUGACCCUUAACCCAGUGGGAAGGCUGGCGCCUCAGGAGCCAGCCCUGGUUGUGAGGACGCCCUGGGUUCCUGACCUCUGCGGUGGACAGACAGGCCGGACAUUGGGAUUUGCCCCGCGGCCACAGGGCUUCCCUCGGUCGGGACUCCAGUGGGGCCGCGAGCGACGUCACUUUAGCAACACUGUCAAGGGGAGGGAGGGUCGGAGGGACAUCCAUGUACCUUCUUUGAUUUCAGUUUGAGUUUGUUUUCCAAACCGUCUUACUCCAUCUGGCUCAUCCAGUACAGGUUAUUAUAGAAUAGCGGUUGACCACAGCACAGCCCUGCAUAUAAUAUUGUUGGGACUUCUCUAUGUGUUCAUGCUCAUACCCGGCCUGCUCACGACCGGGAGGCGUGGUGAGUCCCAAAGCUACAAUAAGAAUGUGAUAUAAACUGAUGUACACAGCCUAUCUGCUCAUGCACACUGAGCAGAUAGGUGUACAAGCAGCUGAUAGGGACAGAAAUUAAGAUAUACGUACACAACUCUGAUAGAGCGACAGACACGUUCUGGAGAUCAAGGAGAUACAUUUAGUAUUGACUUUGCAUGAACAGAACUCUGCACAAUGUAGACAGGACAGGAGGCUGCCUGGCGAAGGAACAGCUAUGGUACAAGAUGAAGGAUCUGCCUUCCAAUAUGACAGUCAGAAGACACAACUUGAGCUAAGAGGAAGCAAAACGUAUGUUUGUGCUGUUCAAGACGACAUGGCACCAGGGCAAUGCAUCUUAUGGGUAUAACGCUAUUCUGUUCAUUAUAAUGUAGUUAAUCACACAGUUAUGUGCGUUGCUGUCAUUGCAGUGAUUUGAAUCUCAAAGUAAGGCUGACCCAAGGACCCGGCUACACACAAACAGUAUUCCUCUUCCCAACCCCUCUCUUCCCCCUCCAUCCCUCCCCCUCUGAGCACCAGCAGUAGCAAAGGACCUAGAAGUGGUCAUCCGGCAUAAAGAAGGUUGCUGUUUAUGUUUCCAACUCACAACAUGGCAGCCGCUCGCCUUUCCUAAACGCAGACAAAUUAUUGCUGCCUUUCGUUCCACUAUGCUAUGGUCCAGUCCUCUCUAGAUGGAACCACUUAUUUUGGAUCUGGUCUGGUCUGUUUUUGUGUGGUCUGAUCUGGUUCUCUCCUGUCCCUAAUGUCUCACAGUGUGCGUGGCUCAGCCUUCUGUUUAAAUGUUUAACAUCAUGUUGUAUUGGGCCGAUGUUCCCCCUUUUUCUAGCAGACUGGCUGUGUGUGUGUGUGUGUGUGUGUGUGUGUGUGUGUGUGUGUGUGUGUGUGUGUGUGUGUGUGUGUGUGUGUGUGUGUGUGUGUGUGUGUGUGUGUGUGUGUGUGUGUGUGUGUGUGUGUGUGUGUCAGUGCACGUGCAUGAGUGCGUGUGUGUGUGCGUGCAUGAUCACAUCAGAUGCCACCAGUCUUUCCCCUCCCGCCCCCUGGUAUUUCCCCACCAUAUCUCAGGCCGCUGACGACUCUGCUUGUGACACAUAAUCCCAUGAGGAUAAUAACCUACACUAUAUAACCAUGUACUCAGUCAGUCCUCUCCAGCAGCCCCCCCUCCUCAUUCAGCCAUCCAGAUCUGUUUGUCAUUGUCAUGUCAGAUUUGAUCAUUUGUUAUCAUGCAGAAGGACAAACCAACCCCAGUACCCCAGAUACUAAUAGCGACAUGCAAAUGAAGAUUGUAAUCGGUAAUAAAACGAGAAUCAGUCUUAAACCUAUAAAAAUAGGAAAUGACAGGGAUGCGCGUAUCCCUGUCUGCCACAUGCACCCCCAGACUUAGGCUCCACCCUUCCCUCUGGGUCCCCUGAUAGAGCUCUGCCAGGGGCCCAUUGAAGAGAUCUCCAUCCAUCAUAUGUGAAACGUCUGUAAUACCCGUGAAUACUGCAGUCCAUCUUAACCUGUUCACCCUCUGUAAAUGUCUCUCCUCUCUCCCUCUCUCACUCUCUCUUUCUCCCUCUCUCAUUCCCCAGCCCUCUGUUAUGUCAUUCUCCACACCACCCUGGCUCCUGUACACACCGUAACCAGUACAAUAAAGGUUGUAGGAUCAAAACUAGCAAA